AGGGUCAACCAACACACAAGUCAUAAAAAGUUAAAGUCAAAAUGAGAGAAAUCGUCCACUUACAAGCUGGCCAGUGCGGCAAUCAGAUUGGUGCCAAGUUUUGGGAAGUUAUCUCAGAUGAACAUGGUAUUGACCCAACUGGAACUUACCACGGUGACUCCGAUCUUCAGUUGGAGAGAAUCAACGUUUACUUCAACGAAGCUACAGGUGGCAAAUAUGUGCCAAGAGCCAUCCUUAUCGAUUUGGAACCCGGAACCAUGGACUCAGUCCGAUCCGGUCCAUUCGGUCAAAUCUUCAGACCCGAUAACUUUGUUUUCGGACAGUCUGGAGCUGGAAACAACUGGGCCAAAGGUCACUACACCGAGGGUGCUGAAUUAGUCGACUCAGUUCUCGAUGUUGUCCGAAAGGAAUCAGAAAGCUGUGAUUGUCUCCAGGGAUUCCAGCUUACACACUCCCUUGGUGGUGGAACUGGUUCUGGUAUGGGAACUCUCCUCAUCUCCAAAAUCCGAGAAGAAUACCCAGACAGAAUCAUGAACACCUUCUCUGUUGUACCUUCACCAAAAGUAUCUGAUACUGUUGUCGAACCUUACAACGCCACCCUCUCAGUUCAUCAACUGGUUGAAAAUACAGAUGAGACCUACUGUAUUGAUAACGAAGCUUUGUAUGAUAUCUGCUUCAGAACCUUGAAGCUCACCACACCAACAUACGGUGAUCUCAACCAUCUGGUAUCCGCCACCAUGUCCGGAGUCACCACCUGCCUCCGAUUCCCAGGUCAACUGAAUGCUGAUUUGAGAAAAUUGGCUGUCAACAUGGUUCCUUUCCCACGUCUCCAUUUCUUCAUGCCCGGAUUCGCCCCUCUUACCUCAAGAGGCUCCCAACAAUACAGAGCCUUGACUGUUCCAGAACUUACCCAACAGAUGUUCGAUGCUAAGAACAUGAUGGCUGCCUGCGAUCCAAGACACGGCCGUUACCUCACAGUUGCUGCCAUGUUCAGAGGUCGUAUGUCCAUGAAAGAGGUCGAUGAACAGAUGUUGAACGUCCAGAACAAGAACAGCAGCUACUUCGUUGAAUGGAUCCCCAACAACGUUAAGACUGCAGUCUGUGACAUUCCACCACGAGGUCUUAAAAUGUCAGCUACCUUCAUUGGAAACAGCACUGCCAUCCAAGAAUUAUUCAAGCGAGUCUCUGAACAAUUCACUGCUAUGUUCAGGCGAAAGGCUUUCCUCCAUUGGUAUACUGGUGAAGGUAUGGAUGAGAUGGAAUUUACCGAAGCUGAAUCCAACAUGAACGAUUUGGUAUCCGAGUACCAACAGUACCAGGAUGCUACAGCUGAGGAGGAGGGUGAAUUCGACGAAGAAGAAGAAGAACAAGAACAGAUGUAAACUUGAACUUGAAGAAACGUCCUUGACCCUAAUUCAUAAAAUUUGUUCUGUCUUUUGUUUGUCCCUAUUUGUGUUUGUAUUGUCGUUCUUGACUGAGAACAAAUUUCAAAUUGCAGUUACGUGACUAUAAAGCUACGCAUCUCAGCUACAACAACCAAAGAACAAUCAUGAUCGAUUCCAUCUUAAUUUAUCUUUCAUCUUCCAUUUUUGUUACCUUAUAUAUGUUUGUUUUGUCCGAAUAAAAUAAAUUAAACGUUUAACAAAUAAAAGCUCAGAACAAGUG
Messenger RNA from Lottia gigantea (owl limpet), 1665 nucleotides. RefSeq lists its product as hypothetical. Gene Ontology annotation, cellular component: microtubule; cytoplasm. The record is from RefSeq and is a predicted model, not a curated record. The transcript is spliced from 4 exons. Lineage: Eukaryota; Metazoa; Mollusca; Gastropoda; Lottiidae. Gene Ontology annotation, molecular function: structural constituent of cytoskeleton; GTPase activity; GTP binding. The coding region runs from base 42 to 1382 and encodes 446 amino acids. Gene Ontology annotation, biological process: mitotic cell cycle; microtubule cytoskeleton organization.